Molecule: messenger RNA, 1065 nt
Organism: Drosophila grimshawi
Lineage: Eukaryota; Metazoa; Arthropoda; Insecta; Diptera; Drosophilidae
Exons: 1
Coding region: 148-834 (228 amino acids)
Source: RefSeq, a predicted model, not a curated record
GCUAGCAUUUCAAUAUAAUUCGUAGAGUAAGGAAAUUUCGACGAAACGGCUAAAAUAGAAAAGGAAAUAAGAAUUUUUGCUGCCGCUAAAAAGUAUGCAAGAAAUUAAGCCAUUUAAUAGGAUCAUAAAUAGCUCGCCAAACUCAGCAUGGAAUUGAUUGUGUGCAUCUGUGAUUAUUGGAGAUGCUACCACUACUAUAAUCGCCCGAUCCCACCUCAAUCCGCAGAGGAAACCAGGCAGGUAAAUAGCAAGAUUGUGCGCCGUUUGCUAUUGGAGAUGGAUGCUGUUAGUGCCAACUAUGUGCUGCGGGAACUGUUGCAGCAGCAGGUGCUGCGUCACUUGUUGCUGCACGAGCUUGGAGUAGAGCUGCUGUGGCUAAAAUUGCGUCCACCCCAGCGCUCUGAUGCCAUCGACUACAAGUGGGCGAGCAUGCUAUCCCAUACCAUCUGGCAGCACAUCGUAUUGGAGCAACUGAUGUGCUGGCUGUCCACGCUCGGCGGCGGCUAUUCUGCGCUGGGCGACCAAUUUGAACACUGCGCUCAGACAGCUGGUAAAAUCUCGCUGCAGCAGCUGGCAAUUGGUCUGCGUGUGGGCAAUACUUUUCUACAGGCCCGCUGUAAGCUCUUCUACAGCAUAUCGCUCAUUCAGCGUGGCCAACUGCGCCAGGCUAAGCAUCUGAUACGCUCCCAAUAUCGAUUCGCAGGUGGAAAGGACAGCAAACAUAAGAAACACGAUCAGCGUCUGUUGCACAUGUGCGAAGCCAUUUGGCAGCGACUGUGCUAUGAGUACGAACAGCGAAAGAGACGCCGUGAUGAGUCUGUCAAAAGGUUUUAAAGCAAACCAGUUCGAGAAUGUAGUUCCAAUUAUUUGCAUUCUAUUUGGAAAGCUAGAACCGAACCAGAUUAAAAAAGUACAGCCAAACCUAAAUCCGGUCCUCAAUUUAGUUUGGCUCUCAGCAAAAUUAUUGGCAUAUUCAAAAAUCCAGUUUUUAUUCAAAUAAUUACAAAAACAAAACAAAUAGUCAUGUUUUAAAUAUGAUAUUUAAAUAACAUUUCGUUCAAUUCA